AUGGUAAUAAUUAGUACCAGCAUCUUUGGAACUGCUCUAAAUCCCCUAACUACCAAACCGGUGGAUGUUUAUCGCAUUGUUAUGACUAAUAACAAUAAUAUGAGUGUAGCCAUUCUGACACUGGGAGCUACAAUACAAAUGAUUAAAUACCCCGAUAAGCAUGGUAAUAUAGAAGACAUUUGCUUGGGUUUUGACAAUGUUCAGGGUUAUAUAGAUCAUAAAACUAAAUAUAUAGGAGCCAUUAUUGGUAGAGUAGCAAAUCGUGUGGCUCAAGCCAAAUUUCCUCUAGAUGAAAAGGAAUGCUGUUUGACCAAAAAUCUUAAGGAUAAACAUCAAUUAAAUGGUGGUUUUAUAGGAUUCGAUAGUAUGAUUUGGCAGAUAAUAGAAGAAAACGAGAAUGGUAUUAAACUACAGCAUAUAAAUCCCGCAGGCUCAGAAGGUUAUCCUGGAGAGUUAAACACCACUAUAACGUACGACCUAGAUGAUAACAACAAUUUUGGAAUUUUUAUAGAAGCCACAACGAAUCGUAAAACACCCGUCAAUAUAUCCAAUAAUCUAUAUUUAAACCUGGCUGGCCAUAAUACCCGCAAGGAGACGCUCUUUCAGCAUAAUAUCAUGAUUAAAAGUAAUAAAAUUGUGGAAUGUGAUAACGAGCUUAUACCCACAGGUUGUUUGAUGCCUGUCAAGCAUACCCCCUAUGAUUUGCGCAAAUAUGUCAACUUGGGCAAACGACUUAAGAAAUUUUUCAAUUAUCCCAACAAAGGUUUUCAUAAUAAUUAUUGUAUUGAUAGCUGUGAAGGUCAAGUUAAACCUAUUGCCAAAGUUAUACAUCCCUGUACAGGUAGAUGGUUGGAGAUUUUCAGUGAUCAACCUUCGGUCCAUUUUAGUACUUGUAACGAUUGGCCAGAUAUUGAUAAAGCGGGAGCUGAACCUAUAAUUGGUAAAUCUAGAGCAGUGUAUGCUCAAUAUGGUGCCUUUUGUUUGGCUUGUCAAAACUACCCUGAUGCCAUGAAUCAUUGCAAUUUUCCAAAUGUAUUUAUAGGACCGAAACAGAAAUAUUGCCAUACUGUGGUUUAUCGUUUUGGUUGUUGCGAAUAA
Messenger RNA from Lucilia cuprina (Australian sheep blowfly), 1098 nucleotides. RefSeq names its product galactose mutarotase-like. The record is from RefSeq and is a predicted model, not a curated record. The transcript has a single exon. Gene Ontology annotation, molecular function: aldose 1-epimerase activity; carbohydrate binding. Gene Ontology annotation, biological process: glucose metabolic process; beta-D-galactose catabolic process via UDP-galactose, Leloir pathway. Lineage: Eukaryota; Metazoa; Arthropoda; Insecta; Diptera; Calliphoridae. Bases 1 to 1098 code for a protein of 365 amino acids.